AAAAAAAGGCCUGUCAGGGAUUAAGUGUAAAACAUGACAUCUGUUAUUUAUGAGCAUGGCAAAAUGCAAAAAAAGUGUAGCAACUAUUUUUAUAAACCUAGCAUAGUCAGAAAGAAAUAUAUAUUAUUUAUCCUCAUUUACACCAAUUGUUGAAUGUAAACAUUUUGUAUUACUUUGACCAAUAAAUAUGUUUUGGUUCUUUUUUCAUCUCAUUAGAAUGAUAAAGACUUUGGAAUCUCAUUGUUUUGUAUAUGUACAUGUGAGGCUGCUCUGACUUGAAAAAAUCAAGAUGAAGACUAACCAUUUGUUGCUGAACAACCUCUUUACAGAUCGACAGAUCAUAUUGUCUCAUUUGUUCUGAAAUAACCAGAAACCUCUAGGCUCAUUUGAGCAUAUGGCAUCAGGGUUACUGUAGGUUAUCAAGAGGUGGCACGAUCAUGUCUUAUCCCACUGACAUAUACUCACAAACACUCAAACUGAGAUAGAGCAUCUCAUCAACUCAUGAGGUGUUUAACCUUUGAAAAAACUGAUAAGGCAUAAGUCUUGGAUAAAAGUGGGUGCAGUCAGAUAUCUGAGCAGAUAAGCGGUUCGACCCUGUCUCUGAAGACAUUGACGGUUUGUUGCUCCAUGCUAGUCAUCGUGCUCUCUCUGUCGAACUCCUGAUCAGACAGUCAGGAUGAGAAGAGUCAAGGGUGACUGUGGAGGGACUGAACUUUGAGUGACAUUCCACCAGGGUUCCAGCCGUCUAUCCUAAAAGUUGAGCUUCAUCCCAGAGGUAACCAUGACUGCAGAGCCACAUAAUGGACCAAAGCAUCGGAGCAUUAAAACCCAUCAGUCAGACAGCACCUCCAGCCAUGCCAGGGGUCACGAAACCAUGGAGGAUGACGAUCUAAGGCAGUGGCAAAAGUAUAAACAGAACGUAAAGUUAAAAGUUCUGGAGGAGGUCCAGGAUCACCUCAGUGAAAUCCUUGACAGAACCCUGAGUGAGUCCGUCCAAUCCUCAUUCCAUGUCAAGUCAACAGCUAAUGGAAAGACCGCAAAAAAACUGUCAUCCAGAUCUCAGAGAAUGGAUGAUGGCAAAGUAUUCAUAGAACGGGCUUCACUGCUGGACGAACUGUUUGAGAUCAGCCACAUCAGGACCAUUUACCACAUGCUAGUGUUGGAGUUUGACUUGCUGUUUUUCGCCUUUGGAAAACUGGGGACAGUUACCUGGUCCUGGGGUGUUAUGUUCCUUUACACCCUGUGUGUGCCCUACUACACCCUGCUGUUUUGGAGUUCGUAUUACCACAACUUCCCCUCCAAGGUUGGGCUGUCUCUGGUUAUAGGGCUGAUCCUAUCUGCCAUACAGACCUCUGUCCUGGGACUGUUCCCCAUCUACAUGGUUGUGCAUCACCAGCUGCCACCGGCCUCACGAUUCAUUGUGAUUCUUGAGCAGAUUCGAUUCCUGAUGAAAACCUACUCAUUCAUACGAGAAACAGGUCCUGCUAUAAUCAAAAAUACUCCAAAGAAAGGAGAGAGUCCCAAAUUUCCAACAUUUUCCAGCUAUCUGUUCUUCCUCUUCUGUCCAACUCUCAUCUACAGGGAAUCGUACCCUCGAAAUAGCCACAUACGAUGGAACUAUGUUGGUGUUACUGUUGGCAAGAUUUUGGGAUGCCUGUUUUAUGGAUAUUUCAUCUUAGUGCGUCUCUGUAUACCAGUCUUCAGACCUGAGACCAAUCAGCCAUUUAGUAAACGAACAAUGGUACUGGCUGUCUUCCACUCCAUUUUACCAGGAAUAAUGCUCCUCCUGCUGUGCUUCUUUGCCUUCCUGCACUGCUGGCUGAACCUCUUUGGGGAGCUGCUACGUUUUGCUGAUAGGAUGUUCUACAAAGACUGGUGGAACUCUACAUCAUUUGCCAAUUAUUAUCGUACUUGGAAUGUAGUUGUUCAUGACUGGUUGUAUUACUACGGAUACAGAGACUUCCUUUGGCUGUCAAACAGGAGAUUCCGAACAGCUGCCAUGCUCUCCGUAUUCAUCGUGUCAGCCGUGGUCCACGAAUACGCAUUGGCCAUGGGAUUUGGGUUUUUCUAUCCUGUCAUGUUCCUUCUCUUUGCCGUUUUUGGAGUGGCUUUCAACUUUACCAUGAACGACAAGCGUCAGAGUCCUGCAUUCAACGUCAUCAUGUGGAUGUGUCUCUUUAUCGGUCAAGGUGUCCAGGUGUGCUUGUACUGCCAGGAGUGGUACGCACAGAUACACUGCCCACGGACCGGGGAUGGUGUCUUGGAGCUGUUGAUGCCUCGGUCCUGGUCCUGCAGCUACCAGAAAUGAAGUUCUCCUCCUCCUGGGCUGGGGGACUUAAUGGUGAAGUUUAUGA
Menidia menidia (Atlantic silverside) is the source of this 2354-nucleotide messenger RNA. The record is from the annotation of a GenBank genome assembly. NCBI's taxonomy places the organism in Eukaryota, Metazoa, Chordata, Actinopteri, Atheriniformes, Atherinopsidae.